GUUUACUUUUUUUCAGUCUCAAAAAAGGAAUAGUUUCUUUCUUGUACAAAAUUUUCCGCCUUAAUGAAUAUGAAUGUAACACGUUGACAACAUUGUUACAAUGUAACAAAUAUCUCUUCUAAGAAAAAUUUCACAUUAUUGAGUGAUUCGUGGCGACGAACGUGAUAGAGAAAUAUGUACUAUACAAAGUAUUAAAACAAGGAAAAAGGUUUAUUUAAACAUUUUCAGUGAAUGAAGAAGAGUACUGUAUAUCCAUAACUAGAAGUAUCACAAAAAUUGUCAAAUUAGUUGAACCUCGUUGAGACACCUUUGUAUAAAAGCCAGUGGGCAUAUUGGCUAUGAAGAAUGGGACAUUUCGUUACUAUCCGUGAUCGGCAAGUGUCAGCAGAUCCGUAAAGUCGCAGAGGAUCUCAGUGACCUGGUAGGAGUGGCGGAAGAGAACAAACAUCGGCGGGCCAAUCGUGAAGAAAGGGUGGUCCGGUGGAUGUUUGUCUUGUUGCUCCUCCGGAGGGAUGCUGGAAUCGCUGUAGAGAUAGGCAACGUGUACACGGUGCGGAGCCAAUCGCGCGCCACCACAGAAACAUCCAAAUGUUGCAGAGGAUUAGAGAGUGAUUUCUUUCAGCCGGCUGGCCACUCAGUCGUCUAUCAACAAUCGCCCUGCGACGCCAGAUAGUUAGCAAUUUAUUCGUUCCUCUCGCCGUUUAUUCGCAUAAUCAAAUUUGUAUCUUCAUCGUCGCACGAAAUUAAUAUCUUGUUACGGUUGUUAACAAAGUUUUACUUUUAUUUAUACUUUCUAUUGUUUCCUUUACUGUUGGAUGACUCAAAAUGAUUAAAUCUGUGGAUAUUAGUGAGUGAUCAAAAGACUAUGUUGCGUGGAAAGAGUAAAGGUAAAGAGGAGAACGAGGAGGAUGAAGGUGAGCUGAAGCAGAGGAGACCAAAGUGUGCUCGGUGUAGAAACCAUGGCUUGAUUUCUUGGUUGAGGGGACACAAAAGAGAAUGUCGUUACAGAGAGUGUCUUUGUCCAAAGUGUUCUCUGAUUGCUGAGAGGCAAAGAGUAAUGGCUGCUCAGGUCGCCCUUAAGAGGCAACAGGCGGCUGAGGACGCUAUUGCCUUAAAAAUGGCUAAAGUAGCGACUGGACAGAGAUUCAAUCGACUUCCUCCAGGGAAAAUAUUUGGCAUGGCAGUAACCGAACCAAAGUCAGUUGUAGACACGAACAAAGAAGAAGAUCCUCCUCCUAAAGAGGGCUUACACAUUGAAGAUCCGAGGAAAGACGACUCUCUGAAUAACCAAUGUCAGGAUUCAUCAACGAUCAACGAGAACCCGCCAAAGUACAAGAGCCUGGUAUUCAACGUGAACAAUUCAGAGGAGACAAAAGAGAGCAGUGUGUCGCAGACUUCAGUGGAAACAUUAGCUCGACUUUUUCCCAACACGAAGCUCUCAGUACUACAAUUGGUGUUGCAAAGAUGCGGCCAGGACCUUCUGAAAGCCAUCGAGUACUUUGCCAGUGAAAGUUUCGGGAUCAAUUCGACCACCUACGCAUCAGCGUUUCGACCACCUCAAACCAUCAACGAGACCAGGAGUAACGAACAUAUUGCAGGCACGAUGUUGGCUCCAAUAUACUCCAGUCUGUCCAGGAACUUCUACGGAGAUGGUUACUGCUUGUUGAACAUCGUUCCCGAUCAGUUUCCCAAAAAUAUAGCAGAUACGACGGCUUGCACCACGUUACCCAUAAAAAACAGCGGGCAACACGAGCAAGAGGGAGUAGCUCUAAAUGUUCAGUAUAACAAUUACUUCAAUUCUGGCGUACAACAACAGCUGAGAGAUCACAUGUAUGCUCAGGUUACGGAUCAUCUUUCACCGAGGCCUGGUUUCCUUCAUUUACCACCAGUAUUGCCGGGUAUCCCCUGCGUGCAGCCUAAUUGCACUCAGUGUAGUUACAAAUUUCCCUAAGCAACUGGAGAAUUUUUAUUUGAUUAGACAGAUUGAUUUCGUUUAUUUUAAUUGAAGGGUUUAUUUAAAUACCAUUCAAAUGAGGAAACACGACAAUUCACAUAGCCAAAAUUGUAUUUCAAACGGAUUUAAUGAUUUAUAACUCUGAUCCAGAUUUCUAGAUCUUAGGACAUCGUGUGCUCGCUGUUGAUAAGGCCGAUUAAUUACGGAUUUGAAAAUGUUAUCAGCUUAUCGUGUGUGAAACUCCACGUGAACUUAACGAGCGUUCGCGUGGCCUAUGGUGUUGCUAUCAGGGUAGGGGAAUUUCCGUGAUCGGCAGACCUUAAUCUUCAAAGUUCAGUGUGACCAGCCGGAUCAAGCGAAGCGUGUUUCUAGCAUGCAUCGCUUGUCCCAAUGGCAUACUCGUCUCUCUACCGAUUGACCUUUGAUCGUGGAGCGUGAAAUACAAUCUGUUACAGUAGUUCGUGAUGUUUUUUAAAGUUUUUUUAAGUGAUCACCUUGGUUUAAUUUGUAUAUACCAAUAGUCUUCAAAUAGUUAAUUUUCUUAAUUAUAUGUUUAACAUGUAUCAUUGACAUUUAUUGUGAAAAUUUUGAAGUCAUUUUUUAAAAUCGUUAUUUUGUAGUAGAAAAACGUCUGUUCUCUAUUUUAUAUAAUUGUGUUUUGUAAUAAUUUAGUUUAUUAAAAAAUAUUUUAUUUAUUAUUUUUUAAUUGUUGACUUUUUUUAUUAUUUAUUUUGCUACAAAGGUACUUAAAGGUAAACAAGAGUUUAAAGUGCUCUCAAACUUACCCUCCAACGUAAAUAGCUCGCCUAUUUAUAUGUUAUUUACAACACGUAGCACCGAGAACAGGAGUCCCUAUAAAGGAGAUAUUUUUUUUAGGUAUUUCUUCGGGAACUGGUUUGAAAGUUUCUCGCGGCAGCUAUCGCGUAACUGCUAACCUAAUAAAACGCCAGUAAUCGAGUUAGGAAGAUUCAAUUGUCUGUAUAAACAGUACGGAUAUCCUGGAGAAACUGUCGAUGGCCAGAAGCGAUUUACUUUGGCCCCGCUUUUUAGGGUGGCGA
Messenger RNA from Bombus pyrosoma, 3012 nucleotides. RefSeq names its product doublesex- and mab-3-related transcription factor A2-like. The coding region runs from base 866 to 1951 and encodes 361 amino acids. The transcript is spliced from 4 exons. Gene Ontology annotation, biological process: regulation of transcription by RNA polymerase II; sex differentiation. The record is from RefSeq and is a predicted model, not a curated record. Gene Ontology annotation, molecular function: RNA polymerase II cis-regulatory region sequence-specific DNA binding; DNA-binding transcription factor activity, RNA polymerase II-specific; protein binding. Gene Ontology annotation, cellular component: nucleus. NCBI's taxonomy places the organism in Eukaryota, Metazoa, Arthropoda, Insecta, Hymenoptera, Apidae.